AUGAAUACCACGAAUGCGACGAGCGGGAUUCUCCCGAUGGACGAAUCCGACCAGCUUGAACCUGACCUGGCCGAGGUGGUGAUCCACUGUAUCCAGAUGUACUACACGCCGGUUCUCGUGUACCUCGGAGCCCUCGGAAACUGUCUAUCGGUCUGCGUGUUCUUCAACUCGAAGCUGCGUAAAUUGUCAUCGAGUUUUUACCUGGCAGCACUAGCGAUAAGCGACACGGGCUUCCUGGUCUCGCUGUUCGUCGUGUGGUUGAACAUGGUGGACGUGGGUUUGUUCAACCGUCAAGGUUUCUGCCAGUUCUUCAUCUUCCUUACGACCCUCUGCAGUUUCCUGAGCGUUUGGUUCGUCGUAGCGUUUACGGUGGAGCGAUUCGUCGCCGUGCAGUAUCCGCUCCGUCGGCAAUCGAUGUGCACCGUUACCAGAGCCAAGGCCGUUUUGGUGGGCCUUACGGCCCUUGGGGUCGUCGUCUGCAGUCCCGUUCUCUGGUUCUCCAGCCCCCAACCACCGACCGAGAAGCACAAUGUGACCCUCUGCAACCUCGCCGAGGAAUGGGAAGAGUGGGCGAACGUCUUCAACGUCGCUGAUACCAUCCUCACCUUCAUACUACCAUUCUCCGUCAUCGUUGUUUUGAAUUCGUUGAUCGCCAGGGCGGUUUGGCGACUGGCUGGUGUUCGUCGCGCCAUGACUGUGACCGGAAGACGAGUGAAGAGACCUCAGAUGUCCAACGGACAGAAUCCAAGACCCGCCACUUCUCAGACGAAGGUCACCAAGAUGCUUCUCGUUGUCUCGACGGCCUUUCUUUGCUUCAAUCUUCCCGCCUAUGUUAUGCGGCUCUACGCCUUCUUCGGGGGAGAUUCGGAUCGCAUGACCGUGAUACUACAGCACGUGUGCAAUUUACUGUUUCACACGAAUUUCGGCAUCAAUUUUGUGCUGUACUGUGUCAGCGGUCAAAACUUUCGACGAGCUGUUGGCCACAUGCUUUGUCCAAGACCGAGACGCCGCCAUGACACUACUCAAGUUACCAUGUCCGAAUACGUGAGAUCAAGCGGUUCGCUAUCGCGACGUCGCACAGUGACGAUGAACGGUUCGUGGCGAGACGCGCACGAGCUUCACGCGAUGUCGCAGAAGUGA
Molecule: messenger RNA, 1140 nt
Organism: Diprion similis
Lineage: Eukaryota; Metazoa; Arthropoda; Insecta; Hymenoptera; Diprionidae
Product: neuropeptides capa receptor
Exons: 3
Coding region: 1-1140 (379 amino acids)
Biological process (GO): G protein-coupled receptor signaling pathway
Cellular component (GO): plasma membrane
Molecular function (GO): G protein-coupled receptor activity
Source: RefSeq, a predicted model, not a curated record